CCUGUCUCUUUCGCCGGCCCACAGCGAAAAACUUCACCGUCCGCGCCGCCAGUCGCUCGACCACUGUCGCUGUGUUUGCGUCGUUGCCGCUUCGUUCCGUCGGGUCACAGUGCGACGUUUUCGUUCAAUUAUAUGUGAUUUUUUAUCGGAAUUACUUUGAAAAAACGGAUUCAGACGAGAUGGCAGAAAGCAGGGGAUCGUUACUGGCCAAGUCCGUGCAAAAACACGCCGGCAGGGCAAAGGAAAAGAUAUUACAAAAUUUGGGGAAAGUAGACAGAACGGCAGACGAGAUCUUCGACGAACAUUUACAGAAUUUCACCAGACAACAGAACGCAGCCAACAGACUACAGAAAGAAUUCAGCAAUUAUAUUAGGUGUAUAAGAGAGAGACAAACACAAUGUUUGAAAGUACUGGCCAUGCUCUGCUCUCUAAAGUCUAAAUCCGCCCAGGCAGCUUCCAAAUCACUUCUAGAUGCCAUAGGGGAAACCUACGAAAGUCAAUGGACCGGCCACGACCAUCUGUAUGUACAAACGCAAUCAGUGGACAUGCUAUGGCAGGACUUCAGUCACAAACUGGCAGAUGAGGUGCUGCUUCCCUUGAACACCUACCAGUCACAGUUUCCAGAAAUGAGAAAAAAAAUCGACAAAAGGGGCCGAAAAUUGGUAGACUACGACAGCCAGCGGCACAGUUUCCAGGCGCUCCAGACCAACAUGAAGAAGCGGGACGACGUCAAAAUCGCCAAGGGCCGGGAACAGCUGGAGGAGGCGAAACGGACCUACGAGAUGCUGAACUCGGAACUGCACGACGAACUGCCCGCCCUCUACGAUUCGCGAGUGCUGUUCCUGGUCACGAAUCUCCAGUCGCUGUUUAAUGCCGAGCACACCUUUCAUUCGGAAUCGGCCAAGGUCUUUAGCGAAUUAGAAGGAGUUGUUGAUAAAUUAGCCACAGACAGUCAGCGAGGGUCCUACAGUAUAAAAAAGACCAACGGUACGACCAGUCUUCCACGACCAACAAGUAUAACCAAGAAUUCUCCAGAACUUAUUGUUAAUAACAGUCUACCAAUCAGAGCUAGCGAUGGCUCUCCGACUAAAAAAGAAUUCACACCCGCCAAAUCCGAUUCCCCUCCGUUAUCCAACAGCGAUUCCAGGCAUUCGCUGCCUCCCACCCCCACAAAAGCCCCAGAACCCGUUAUACCCCGUGCCACCACUCCACCACCCGCUCCCCUCUCGACAGCCCCACCCGCUAAACCGCUAACCAAUGGCAGCUCGAGUCCGGAAGAGGGUAAACGUACUACACCAGAGCCCCCAGUCAAAGCGGUGGCUAAUAACGAACAAAACAGUACGGACGUUACUGAUACUAACAAUAGUACUGACAAGUCGAAAGAGAAUAACAGAAGAGUGGAAGAAUUGUACGAUAUUCCAAUCGGUGCCAGCACAGAAAACCUACCUCCCGGGGUUUUAUACAGGGUGAAAGCAACUUAUAAAUAUACUAGAGAAGACGUAGACGAACUAUCUUUUGAAGUAGGUGAAAUUAUAUCAGUUGUGGAGUAUGACGACCCUGAAGAACAGGAAGAAGGAUGGCUUAUGGGCAUCAAAGAAAAUGGAGAAAAAGGAAUGUUCCCCGCCAAUUUCACAAAACCGCUCUAAAACCCGUUGGACUUAGCUCUUGGGCUAAUAUGACGACUAAAUACUGAACAAUGUGCCUUAUCACACACGUUAUAACAACUUUUAUAAGUUUUUAUUUAAAGAAUGUUUUGUUUAAAUAGUUAUCUUGUUAAGAUUUUUUGUUAUCUCGGAAGAGAAUCUGCAAAUUAUAUUUAAAUACUCUACAACCGUUUAACUUUUUCUUGUCUAUUUUUUUAGAAAAUCAUUAAGAUUGUAACUUUAAAUAUGUAUUUUUUAAAUUUAAAAUGUAUUUUUAUGCAUUUAGGAUUAUUUCGUGCACCUAUGAACAUUUUUAAUAAGUGACUGCUGGAAAGAAAUUGCUCAACUUCUGUCAUACAACAAUAUAAGUCUAGUCAAAAAAAUGUAGGAAUGAAAUAUUUUUUGACUUUUUAAAUGUAAAUUUUGUACAGGUUUUACGCGAAUGUUAUACAUAUAUUAUACAUUAUUUAUUGUUUUUUUUGGAAAUGUUCAUAUUUGUGCUUCCAAUUUUUUAAUGAUUGUCUAUGUCAUGAUAAUCAAAAAGAAUACUCAAGAAAUUACAAGAAUCUCUGUCUUUACAAGGGCUCCUAUUUAUUGUGCCCUUUAACUGAAUACUUUCUGGUAUGAUUGUUUUUAUUUUUUUGACAUAAAUGAUUAUUAAAAUAUGAUAUAUUAAAUUGCUACCCUGGCGAUGGAAUGUUUAUUAUUAUAAAAGAUAUUACAAUAUUACAUAAUAUUUAUUAGUAUAAAUGAAUAUUUUCGUGUUGUUUCACACUUCUUGUAACUUUAGUUAGUUCUUAACGUUGUAAUAUUUCAUUAACUUAUUCUUCUUAGAGUGUAUGUUUGAAUUAUGUUAAAAUAAAAAUUUACAAAGUU
Molecule: messenger RNA, 2519 nt
Organism: Sitophilus oryzae (rice weevil)
Lineage: Eukaryota; Metazoa; Arthropoda; Insecta; Coleoptera; Curculionidae
Product: amphiphysin
Exons: 9
Coding region: 180-1646 (488 amino acids)
Cellular component (GO): plasma membrane; cytoplasm
Molecular function (GO): phospholipid binding; protein binding
Source: RefSeq, a predicted model, not a curated record